Myotis brandtii (Brandt's bat) is the source of this 522-nucleotide messenger RNA. RefSeq names its product mitochondrial assembly of ribosomal large subunit 1 (gene MALSU1). The record is from RefSeq and is a predicted model, not a curated record. NCBI's taxonomy places the organism in Eukaryota, Metazoa, Chordata, Mammalia, Chiroptera, Vespertilionidae. The annotation marks the transcript as partial. Gene Ontology annotation, molecular function: ribosomal large subunit binding. The transcript has 4 exons. Gene Ontology annotation, cellular component: mitochondrion. Gene Ontology annotation, biological process: negative regulation of translation; negative regulation of ribosome biogenesis.
CCUGAUGUAAAGACAGAAGACUUGGAUUCAAGUCCGGCCCUGCCACUUCAAGAUCACACGGGGCCCAAGUUUGACAUCGAUUUGCUGGUUUCGCUUCUGAGGCAAGAGAAUGCAAGAGACAUCUGUGUGAUCCGCGUUCCUCCCGAAAUGAGAUACACAGAUUACUUUGUGAUCGGAAGCGGAACUUCCACCCGACACUUACAUGCCAUGGCCUACUACAUCGUGAAAAUGUACAAAUUCCUAAAAAGUAAAAAUGAGCCUCAUGUGAAAAUUGAAGGGAAGGACACUGAUGACUGGCUCUGUGUGGACUUUGGCAGCAUGGUGAUUCAUUUGAUGCUUCCGGAGACCAGAGAAAUGUAUGAACUGGAGAAGUUAUGGACCCUGCGUUCUUAUGAUGACCAGUUAGCUCAGAUCGCACCUGAGACAUUACCUGAAGACUUCAUUCUUGGAAUAGAAGAUGACCCUUCCUCCCUGACUCCAAUGGAGUUCAAAUGUGAAUAAAAUACUCGUUUAUUCAUUUCA